Messenger RNA from Hyaloscypha bicolor E, 1692 nucleotides. RefSeq names its product ubiquinone biosynthesis hydrox. Gene Ontology annotation, cellular component: mitochondrion. Gene Ontology annotation, molecular function: FAD binding; oxidoreductase activity, acting on paired donors, with incorporation or reduction of molecular oxygen, NAD(P)H as one donor, and incorporation of one atom of oxygen; 2-octaprenyl-6-methoxyphenol hydroxylase activity. Lineage: Eukaryota; Fungi; Ascomycota; Leotiomycetes; Helotiales; Hyaloscyphaceae. Gene Ontology annotation, biological process: ubiquinone biosynthetic process. The transcript is spliced from 2 exons. Bases 36 to 1526 code for a protein of 496 amino acids. The record is from RefSeq and is a predicted model, not a curated record.
CACAACUCACUCAGAACAAGUCAUUCAAUGGCACAAUGAAACCUACCACAGCAUCUGCCCGGACUAGGCAGCUUGGGAACUAUAUCUGUAGUAGCUGCAGCCAUCAAUUACGACGACAAAGACGAGGCUAUGCCUCCGUGACACAAUCCAUCAAACCAUCCAUCUACGAUGUGGUCUGCGUAGGCGGAGGGCCCGCAGGACUCAGUCUUCUGGCAGCUCUACGCUCUUCCCCUGCAACAGCCAACCUCAAAGUCGCCUUGGUCGAAAGUCAAGAUCUCAGCAAAACACGCGACUUCUUGCUCCCCCCGAAUCAAUUCUCCAAUCGAUGUAGCUCUCUCACUCCGUCAUCGGUACGUUUUCUUGAUACGAUUGGUGCCUGGAAACAUGUGAAGAAGGAAAGAGUGCAAGGGUACACUGAGAUGCAGGUUUGGGAUGGGAUAUCCGGGGCGAGGAUUGAGUUUGAUUGGCACGCAGAGAAAGAGGCUGGAAGGGGAGAGAGGCCGAUUGCUUUUAUGAAUGAGAAUCUUAAUCUCACUUCCGGGCUGCUGAAGAGGAUUGACGAGUUGGGGGGCGUGGAAAUCAUGGACAGGGAGAGGGUUGAGAAUAUUGGGUUUGGGGAGGAGAGCGAGGAGGUGGAUUUGAGAAUGUGGCCUGUGGUAGAAUUGAAUGGUGGGAGACGACUUGCCGCCAGGUUGCUGGUUGGUGCAGAUGGGGCAAACAGUCCUGUGAGGGCGUUUUCUGGGAUUGAGAGUCGAGGAUGGGAUUAUGAAAGGCAUGGGGUUGUCGCUACGCUGGAGACGGAGGGGAGUGGAUGGGGAGGAGAUGCGUCCAAGACGGCAUACCAACGAUUCCUGCCUACGGGCCCUGUGGCAAUGCUCCCUUUACCAGGAAACUACUCCACUUUGGUUUGGUCAACUACGCCAGCACUGGCAGCACAUCUGAAGACGCUGAGCCCAAAAGACUUCAUUGCUAUGGUCAAUGCAGCUUUCAGGUUAUCACCGGUCGACCUUGCAUAUAUGCAUACGCAAGCUUCAGGCCAAGCCGACGAGUUCUCUUGGAGAGCACAACACACGGAGUUUGAUAUGCAACGGAUUCCUCAGAAGGCGGUGGGUGUACAAGAAGGCAGCAUAGCAUCUUUCCCCCUGAAGCUACGUCAUGCAGACACAUAUAUCGGCGAACGUGUCGCUCUCGUUGGAGACGCUGCGCAUACUAUACAUCCACUGGCGGGUCAGGGACUGAACCAGGGGCAAGGAGAUGUUGAAAGUCUGGUAAAGACUAUCGAAUUUGCUGUCACUCAUGGCCAGGACAUUGGAGUCGAAAUGUCUUUAGAGCAGUAUAAUGUGGAGAGAUAUGCAGCAAAUAAUAUGCUGCUGGGAGUAUGUGAUAAGCUGCACAAGCUUUAUACAGUUGAGAGUGGCCCUUUGGUGGGGUUGAGGAGUAUUGGGCUGAGGGCCAUCAACUCUCUGGGUCCAUUGAAAGCGUUUUUGAUGGCGCAAGCUGCUGGGACUGGAGUCAAGAUACUAUAGCAUUACAAUAUAAGAUAAUGACGUCUUGUGGAGGAUAAGAUGUGUGGCAGAAUCCUCAUUGUCGGUUCAUCCUUUGCUCGCUUCGGAGAGUUCUUCAUCACUGCUUCUGGGAACUGGAGAGAUGAGCAUCUUUACGCACACGCUGAUCCCAGCGACUCCCAUUUUG